GCGACCACGCCCCCGCCCACACACACAGUUCACAUUCAGAUUCAGUUUCAGUUUCAGUUUUGGGAAUUCCGGGGCGGAAAAAGGAGCAAUUGCCACGCCCACCUCCACCCAUAACCACCCAUUGCCACCCAACACCCACAGAUGGUUGGUUGAGUGGAUGUCAGGAUGAAACUGAGCGUGAGCGCGUAUCGGGCGCAUGCAUCCGCACACAAGAAGAUCCUCUCCAGCGGCUAUCACUCACAGCUCAACUACGGCAGCACUGGAGCGGCAGCGGCAUCCUCCUCGUCGUCGGGGGCCACAGCAACGGGCCUAUAUGCGAUGGAGGCCCACGAGCUCGAAGCGGGCAAGUUUGUCAAGGAUGUGGCCCGUCAGGUGCACGACUGCAACAGCGAUACGGACGUCAUCAGUCCCACGGGCACCAGUAGUUCCGGCGGAGGGGGUGGCGGAGGCGGCGGCGGAGGAGGAGGAGGUGGUGCCAGCGGAGGAUCCGGUGGUGCCGGCGGGCACGGUGGUCCCAGCGACGGCGGCUAUCACAAGCGGCACCACAAGAUGGUCCGCGAUGACGACAACAACAGUGCGGCGCACUCGUCGGACAGCAAGAGUCCCAGUCAGCGGAAAUCGCGUAUCGGAGAUGGAGCUUCAGAUCCAGAUUCCGAUUGGACACGAUCGAACCAGCGUUGGAUGAAGCUGCGCACCACCGUGCAGAUCUCAUCGGCGAUACAGAAGAAACCACCGCUCAAGCGCGAAGAUUCCUUCCUGAAGCGUUUCUCGACUAGACAGAUACCCGAAACACAGGAAACUGUUGAAGAUACGGGUUCAGAAAGUGCCUCUGGUGACGUCGACAAGAGUGUUAAACGGCGACGACGCUAUCUGCAGAAACGACGAUCCGUUGUUAAUCCAGAUGAAAAUUUUUACUUCUAUUGGUUAAUGAUGUUAACUGUAUGUGUUCUAUAUAAUCUAUGGACCCUAAUUGUGAGGCAGAGCUUUCCUGAACUGCAGCAAUCUGUGCCCACGUUUUGGCUCAUCUGCGAUUCGAUGACAGAUGUUGUAUUUAUCUUAGAUAUAAUAGUUCAAUUACGCACAGGCUAUCUGGAGCAGGGCCUAAUGGUAUACGAUGACAGGAAGCUGGCCUGCCACUAUGUUCACUCGCGCGACUUUAUCUUCGAUAUGAUUGCGCUGAUACCAUUGGAUUUGCUGCAGCUCAAGAUGGGCACACAUCCGCUCUUGCGUUUUACGCGAUUUUUUAAAGUUUAUCGAUCUGUGAGAUUUUAUUACAUCGUAGAAAGUAGAACAGUUUGGCCAAAUUUAUGGCGCGUUGUUAACCUAAUUCAUAUCCUGUUAAUAUUGGCACACUGGUUCGGUUGUUUCUAUUUUUUACUCUCCGAGGCGGAGGGUUUUCAGGGCGAUUGGGUCUAUCCGUAUCGACCCGGAGACUAUGCCACCCUGACGCGGAAGUAUCUGGGCAGCCUGUACUGGUCGACCCUGACACUGACGACCAUCGGGGAUCUGCCCACGCCCGAGACGAAUGCAGAACCGAACUUCUCGGUGGACGGCCCUCGAUCAAUUCCGAGGCGUGGCAUUAAAUCGCGCCUGCUUCAAUUCGGAUCUAGUUAUGGAUAUAUUUUUACGAUCGUUAGCUAUUUGAUUGGUGUUUUUAUCUUCGCCACCAUUGUGGGCCAAGUGGGCAAUGUGAUAACGAACCGAAAUGCGAAUCGCCUGGAGUUCGAGCGCCUGCUGGAUGGGGCCAAGACGUAUAUGCGGCACCACAAGGUGCCCGGUGGGAUGAAGCGUCGCGUGCUGCGGUGGUACGACUACAGCUGGUCCCGCGGACGGAUACAGGGUGGCGGUGACAUCAAUACCGCCUUGGGCCUGCUGCCCGACAAGCUGAAAACCGAAUUGGCCUUACAUGUCAACCUCAGCGUGCUGAAGAAGGUGACCAUUUUCCAAGAGUGCCAGCCCGAGUUCCUUCACGAUCUCGUGCUCAAGAUGAAGGCCUACAUCUUCACCCCAGGCGACUCCAUUUGCCGGAAGGGCGAGGUGGCCCGCGAGAUGUUCAUCAUUGCCGAUGGCAUUUUGGAGGUCCUCAGCGAGACGGGCAAGGUCCUCACCACCAUGAAGGCAGGCGAUUUUUUUGGCGAAAUCGGCAUCCUCAAUUUGGACGGGCUGAACAAACGCACGGCGGAUGUGCGGUCCGUUGGCUACUCAGAGCUUUUUUCGCUGUCCCGCGAGGAUGUCCUGGCGGCCAUGAAGGACUAUCCGGAUGCCCAGGAGAUCCUGCAGACGCUGGGCCGCAAGCGGCUGAUGGAGGUGCGCUGCGUGAACAAGAAGUAUGCCAAGGCCCAGAGCGACAAGGAGGCGGCGGCCUAUGCGGCGGCCCAUCCGCACCACCACCAGGGGCACCACCAGGGCCAGGUGCACCAGAGCGACAGCAGCGAGAACAGUGCCUCCAAGAAGAUCGUGGACAAGCUGAAGCACGACGUCAAGGGCUUUCGGAAUGUGCUCAAGAAGUCCAGGACCUCGCGGAAAAGCGAUGAAUCCCUGGAAAUGCAGCCGCUGCACAACACCUCGCCCCGCGGCAGCAAGAUCCUGCUGAAGCGAAUGUCGCGCGUGCGAUCGGAUGAAAAGGAUGCGGACAGUGCCGAGGCCAAGGACGAGCUGCACGACAAGACGCCCAGCCCGAUUGGGGCGGGGCUGCCGCUGCUGCAGCGCCUUCGGCUGCUCAAGGAGAAGCAGGAAUCGAUCCAGGAGGAGCCCGAACGCGAGUUCAGCGAAGGCUUUCCCCUGAUCCAGCGACUGCAGCAGUUGAAAAUUAAGAACGAGCCGCAGGCAAACGCCGCCGAACCCGGCGUCGUCAUGGUCAACACGCCGCCCAACAUCAGCAGCAAGAUAGAUUCGAUAGGAACUGGAAAUGGUGGUGGCCUUGGACAAUCGUUGACGGUGGCCCAGAUCAAGCCCAUCAUGAAGGUCUCCUUCAAGCAGAAGAUCCAGCAAAUGCAGGGCGGCGGCGGAGGAGGAGGAGGAGCCAGCAGUUCUCCAGCUGCGAGCACGGGAGCCAUAGCCAAAAAGGAGCCACCCAAGUCACUGGCUUUGGUGGCCAAGCAUGUGACUACCGAGGAUCCGGUGGUGACAGCUGGAUUGGGAAUGGGAUUGGGCUCCGGCAUAGCCACCAUAUCGAAGAGGGUGGUCAAACCCACCGCUGGUCCAACCCAUCGCAUGGCCACGCCCCUGCAAUCCGACACGGACACCGAUGGGACGCCCAUCAAGCCGUGGUCCAAGCUCAAGCUGGCCACCCUGAUGUCCUCCAGCUACACGAGCCUCACCAACUGCUCGCCCGAUGAUUUGGUCAUGACCUCGUCGCCGCUGAAGAACUACUCGCUGAGCAAUAUUCCCCAGCAGAUGGAUGGCUCGCAUCAGCAGCGACCUCGUCAUCACAGCGCCAGGAGCAGCGCGAGAUCACCUCGCCAUAGCCAUGGUCAUCAUCAUCAUCAGCAUCCGCAUUUGCAUCCGCACUCGCAUCCGCAUCACCCUCAACAGCAGCAGGCGGCUAGCUCCGCCAGCAAUCAAUCCAAUGGCUCAUUGACCACCAGCCAGAAGAGGGAUUGCCUGCGUCUCCAGAAGCCGGAGCAGCAUCUUCCCGACGGCGAGCUCACGGAACUGAGCGGCAAUGGAGGUCGGCGGAAGUUGUACCAGAGCGUCUUUGAUCUAUCGCCCGAAUAUUGCGGCCUGCCGUUUGUCAAGCGGCUGAAGAUCCUCAACGAGCGCCAGAAGUUGGCCGAACUGGAGAGAGCGCUGCAAACGCGGAGUUUCAGCCUGGAUUGCUCGAAAUCCGCAACAGAUAGCAAGGUGCCCAUCACGGAGUCACUGUAUCGCUGCUAUAGCGAUACGUCCGGCAUCUAUUCGCAGUUCCUCAGCACCUACGAGUCGACCACCAGCUCCGCCUCGAUAUCCACCAAUACAUCCGCAUCGGCAUCCGCUUCGGCAUCCGCAUCCGCUUCGGCAUCCGCAUCGGAUAGCAAUUCGCGGCAAUUGCAGUAUGUACCGCUGCCCCUGAGUCCCGAAUCGAAUGAGACCAUGGAGCGCAGGAAGCUGAAGAGCAUACUCAAGAAGCUCCAGAUGGGCGGUGGUCAGGAGGAGGAGGCGGCGGCGGUAGCGGCGGGAUCGGCGGUAACGGGUGGCCAAAGGUCAGGCCAAGGUCUUAUGGCCGAGCCAACCUUGGAAGGGUACGUGGCUAGGCACAGUAAGCUCUUGAAGAGUGUAACCUUCCAUUCCACUCUUUCCAGCCCGCCCGCCAGUGCCAAGGAGGAGUUGGAAUCUCCCUUGGGUUCGGGUUUGGGUUUGGGUGCGGGUUCGGUUACGGGUUCGGUGAAUAACGGUAACGAUAAUAGUGCUAACUCGCGUUCGAACAACAACAGUGCGUAUGCGUGUUCUUCACCUUCUUCACCGCGGGCGUUUCCGUUUCCGGUGCCACCAGUUAUCGCUUCUUCAGGAUUAGGAUCAGGAUCGAAUACGCCGCAGGAAUCCGCCCAACUGAAGGCGGGGGAGUUGGGCGGAACCGGCAAGGUAGUGCCUCCAGCGGCUGGAGCAUCUGGCUUAUCCGCAUCGGCAUCCGCGUCCACAUCCGCAUCCGCCUCGUAUGUCGUCGAGUGCUCGUCGUCGUCGCUGUCGUCGUCGAAUCAAAUCCUACACGCCCAGUCCACCACUGAUUUGAAUUUGAAUUUGCAGCUCAGGCAGAACACGACCAGUGCGACGUCCAUGGGCGGAACGGUUCCCGGUCCCCGGCUCGAAGGCUUCCCGGAGGCACAGGACUACUUCAAUCAGAUCCUCAGCGGCAUUAAUCACGUGAUCAAGACGCACAUGAACGAGAUGCACUCCAAGUUCGAGACGCAGUUCUCCAGCAUGGCCGGCGAGGUGCGACGUCGCGAUGCCAUCAUCGCCCAGCUGCAGCUCAAGCUGCGCUCCAUCGAGGGCAGGUCCUCGGCCCAGGCGGCAUCCACAUCCUCGUCCUUGGUCCUGCCACUCAGCCGGCGGCAGAAGCGCGAGAAGAUGUCCCAGUUGUCGGUGGACGACGAUGAGCCGCCCGAGGAGGAGGACAACAGCAGUUCGGGAUCUUCAGCGGAGCUUCUGUUUAUGCGCGGGGACUCCCUGGACACGGUCUUCACCUCAUCGCCGCCCAUUGGGGGCGGCAGGCGCAGCAUAUCGCCGGGCCCGAGUCGCCAUCACGCUGCCUCGGCGAACGCCCUGAACUGCCCGAGCAGCUACUACGGCGGACCCGGUGGCUCCCUCUCCCUCAGCUCCCGCCACGCCCAGAGCCACCCGAGCUUCUACUCGGGGCAGAGCUCCCAGCAGGGCAACGGACGCAGUGGUCGCAGUAGCAGUGGCUAUCGCGAGUGGAGCGGUGGAGGAGGAGGCGGCGGCGGAGGUGGAGGAGCGGACAGCGGAUCAAACAGUGCCGUCAUGGUGGCGGAUGUGACGGGCAAUCUGGCCCGCUUGUCGGACAGCGUGAUCCUGGACAUUGGCGAGAGCUCCAGUUCGAGCUCCUCGUCCAGCAAAAUCAAUAUGGCCGAGGUGGAGGACGACGACGACGACGACGAGGAGGAGGAGGAGCUAGAUCCAGCGGCGCGUCUUCCCGGCGAGGAUGAGGAUCUAAACGACACUGGUGGUAGAUCCGCUAGCCACAACGACUGGGAGGUGCGGAUGCUGGCCGCCGAAAUGGAGCGGCAGGAGCGCAAGCGGGGCCACUCCCUCAAUCCCGACAAUCUCGGCGAGCUGAGGCACUGCAGCACUUUCCUGCGGCGCCGCCGGAAGUUCAGCGACACCGAAACGGAGUUCAGUGAGACGGACAUGGAGGAGCAGCUGGCCAGGUCGCGAUCUUCGGUGGAUCCGCCGACGACGACGACUGGAGGAGGAGCCUCGGGCUCUGGAGGAGCCACCUCCACAUCCACUUCCCUGGGUCACCAGAGCGGCAGCCAGCGUCCGAGGGCCUCGAGCUUGGAUCAGUUCAAUCUGCGCUACGGGAUCGGGCGCGGAAUCUUUAAAGCAAUGAGCAUCGACCGUGAUAAAGACAAGCUUUGAGAACUAUAAUCACGACCAAAUCGAAAACGAAAUCUUACCAGUUCCCCAGAUGCCCAUUCCCAAAACCCAACCCCAACCAAUCGCAACCAGAAGCAAGUUACAACCGCAGACAACCAAUAAGCAAUGGAAUUAGGACAGUAUUACCGUGGUACAAGAACUAUGUAUAUGUAUAUGAUAUAAAGAAAAAUGAAAACUAAGGAUAUGUGAGGACAUAUAGAUCUAUAUUCUAUAUAUGUUUAGCCCUAACGAAAAAAACGCCCCCAGCAAAAAGAGAUCGAUAUAUACAGAUAUACACGUAUAAAGUAAAGCCCGAAUGAGAUAUAUAUAUAGAUAUAUAUAUAUAUAUAAAUGAAAUGUAGAAUUAACGAAAGCAAACUACUACUAAAAACCGAGAAACAACACACAAAUAGCCAGAGAGUGUUCCCACCCCUGUUCGAAAUCAUCAUCCUAAGCACUAUACCCAUUUUAACCGGAGGUUAUCUUUGUCCGCUUAAGGGAGCUUUGUCCGUUUGAAAUUUUUUACUCUUUGGUUAACGUAUUAAAUUUAAUUUAUAAAUUCCUAGCUGAAUUCAAAUUAUAAACUAGUUGUCCGUUAGUUAAUUUAACUGUUACUUUUCCUUGUUCCGGUUAAAUUCUUCUAAAAUUCGUGUGACCUUGUGAGUGAGUGUUUGCAAGUGUGUGUGUGCUAGAAAGAGAUGAUAAUUCCCACAUUAAACCGUCCUGAAAAACGUCCAUGCCCACGAUGUGCAUGUUUGUUCAUUUUGUAUGUAUCUGCAACUCUGCAACCACUGUGCAUCCCAAUUAUCUGGAUCCAAACCCAAAUCAGCUUUCAGUUUAGCUUGUGGACAACGGGGGCCUGGGUCUCUCUACAGAUGUAUAUACCUCUUAUUGUUAGAGACUAUGGAACAUAUAUAUACAUAUAUAUUUUAAGUACGUACAUAUAUAUAUAUACACAGAAAUAUACAUAGUUAUAUAUCUAUAUAUGAACUAGUGUAAUGAAAACCGAAAGCUUUAAUAACAUAUAUAGAGAACUAUUUAAGAAACAUUUUAAAUACUAAUCGAUUCGGACAAAUGUUUUUGAAAUAGAACAGGCCAACAACCCAUUUCCAAAACGAACAAACAAAGAAACAAGCAAAUACACCAAAAAGACACAUACACAUAAGGCAUACCUACACCUGCAUACGAAUAUCUAAAUAUAGAGCCUAUAAUAUGCGUAGAUUAGCGAUUUACUUGUUACAAAGAAGAACACCCUCAGUUCGAGCUGUUAAGCCUAUCUAAGCGUUAGUCGAACCUAUCGAAAACUUAGACUAGCCCCCUCUAUCCUACGAUCCUACGAU
Messenger RNA from Drosophila takahashii, 7409 nucleotides. The record is from RefSeq and is a predicted model, not a curated record. NCBI's taxonomy places the organism in Eukaryota, Metazoa, Arthropoda, Insecta, Diptera, Drosophilidae.